GUUCAUGUAAACAGCAGGACUGAGAUGUAAUGAUCAACCGCUUGUUCUUUCUCAGAGUAGCCAUUAUAGUAAAUUUUCAAAACUUACUGUGUCAGAAAGCUAAGGAUAUGUUCAUAUAUGCAUAAAUACAUACAAGAGCAAAUUUACACCUUGGUAAUGUGAGAACAAGUGGCGAUAUACUUCUUCUCUUCUUUUUGUCACUAUGAUGAACACUUUUGGAAUUUGUUCCAUGUCAAUCUUUUUCUCCUUGAAGUUUUCUGGAAUCUCCUAGUUCCUUCUGUAAAGGAAGAUAAGACAACCACACGCAGACCUAUUAUCCUCAUAUAGUGCUGUCUUGGAAUCCAAUACCUUCCCAUGAUGCUGUCCUGUCUCUUCAUCGUUUUGCCCUCUUUUUAUAUGCGUUGUUGCAAAAGCUAAAUACUCAACUCUUGUUCUGUAUCAAACCGCAACCUGUUUGAAUAGCAAAGAAGAAGUUUGAUUCUUCAUAGAUGGUAUCAGAUUAAUAGCAGCUUCCUUUGUUGCAAGACUUGGGUUUCCUAGCACUUUCUCUUGCAUCGUGUUUAGCUGUCAAUUAAAGAGCAGGACGGACACAUGGAUCAACUACAACAGGGUGAUAAGAAUCUGACUGUGUUCGUAGGACCCUGGGGAGGAAAUGGAGGAACCGAUUGGGAUGACGGGAUCUAUCAUGGUGUCCGCGAGAUCAAACUCGUAUAUGAUCAAUGCAUUGACUCCAUCUCUGUGGUCUACGAUAAGAAUGGGAAACCUGUAAGAUCAGAAAAGCAUGGAGGUCAGGGAGGCAACAAAACAUCAGAGAUAAAGCUGCAAUACCCAGAUGAGUAUCUAAUUGGUGUGAGUGGUUACUACUGGCCAGUGGUUCACAGUGGCUCUCCUGUGAUCAGAUCAAUUACCUUCAAGAGCAAUAAACAAGUGUAUGGACCUUAUGGAGUUGAACAAGGAACACCCUUCACUUUCUCAGUCAAUGGAGGGCGCAUUGUUGGCAUCAACGGUAGGAGCGGCUGGUACCUUGACUCCAUCGGCUUCCAUCUAUCACGCCCUAAAUCAACAAAGAUGAUUCACAAGCUUCGAAAGAAGAUUCAGUGGCUCACAAGAAUUGUAGCAUGAGAAAGUCUUUUGCAUAGAAUAUAACAUUUCUGCAUUAAACUGUAAUGUUAGACUCUACUAAUAAGGAUGUUCCUUGUUAGAUGUAUGAUACUUAGUCAAUGAAACCAAAAGUGACUCAAAAAG
Messenger RNA from Eutrema salsugineum, 1245 nucleotides. Its product is annotated as jacalin-related lectin 19. The transcript has 2 exons. Gene Ontology annotation, molecular function: carbohydrate binding. The record is from RefSeq and is a predicted model, not a curated record. The coding region runs from base 592 to 1122 and encodes 176 amino acids. NCBI's taxonomy places the organism in Eukaryota, Viridiplantae, Streptophyta, Magnoliopsida, Brassicales, Brassicaceae.